UGUCCCGGUUUGACACAAAGUCCCGAGUGCCUCACACGGUACCGGCGCAGGGCGGGCAGCGCCUCGUGGCCUGAGGUGCCGUACUGUGCAGCUGGAUGUGUGGAAGAAGCUGACCUCGCUCCCCGUGACAUUGUUCUGGCACUGUAAGGAAAUUGUCGGUCUCGCUGCGGUGCUCUGGCUCUCUGGAUGCCCCAGCACAUUCCCAAGUGGCAUGGCCACUGCUAAAAUGCCUCUGAAGAGUCAGUGAAGAAAUCCUGAAAAGCUAGUGUCAUUAUGGCAGGUUGGAAGUGAUGGACAAAUGAGAGAAGAAUCCAAUGAAACAUGAUGUACACCACUUGCAAAUGAGAAGGAGAAAAGAAGUUCGACAUGAGUCUACUACGAACCAGUGAAGACAUGAAGGGACAGAACAUACCAACUCUUACGAUCUAUUUAUUUUACAUCAGUGCUACACUUUGGGGUUUUACAGAACAGGAAGAAGUUACAGGCCUGUUUUCUGAGGAUUGCAUCCUUCCUUGUUCUUUCCCACGGGGGCAUGAUGUUGUAAUUCACUGGAGUAAAGGGGGAAAAACUGUGCACUCCUACUACCACCAGAAGGAUCAGCUGGCAGAUAGCUCGGAAUACAUUAACAGAACACAGCUUUUCCAUGAGAACAUCACUAGUGGAAAUGCCUCCUUGAAAAUUUGUAACCUGACUGUGACUGAUGAGGGCACUUAUGAAUGUUAUGUGGGAACAAACGAAACUCGUACAAACUGGAACAUCACACUACAUGUAAAAGUUUCCUCUUAUUAUGCACUGGAAUACGAAAAGACAGACACAGAAAGGAAACUGAAGUGUUAUGCCUUUCUCACUUAUCCAGCACCAAAUAUAUCUUGGGUACAAGGCAACGUAUCCAUCCAAGAAAUAGAUCGUGAGGAAACCAGGGAUGGAGUUCUCUAUUCUCUUAGAAGUGACCAGAACAUUAUAAACACAAGAGCAGAUCCUUACUACUGUCAUAUUCAUGUCCAUCGUUUAAACUGGAUUGCUGAAUGGAAGAUGCAAGACCAACUGUCUAAUACAGAAGGAAGUGACACCGUAAUUCCUUGUGAAUACAGCAGUAACACUGCAAACACUGAAGGUGUCUAUGUUGUUUGGAAACUGAACAGAAAUUCAGUGACUUCAGUCGUGGCCUCCUUCAAUGGUACAUCCCACUCUUACCAGCCUCGAGCCCAGAUAAACAGAAGUGACUUUUCACUGAUCCUGCGCCAUCUUACUGCAGCUGACAGUGGAGAAUAUCUGUGUAAUAUUUCAACACCUCACUACACAAAAGUUAUUGUGACAACUUUGCAAGUUGAAAUGCAGAAGGACAGGAAUCCUGUGAGCACCAUAAGGUACCAGAAGAAAAUGCUUCUCUGCGCACAGGUGCAAUUGAAAUUGUUGAUGAACAGAGUUCCUUCACCUUCCCCUUUCAGUUACAGCAAGAGAGCCACAUGGAAAUGUGAUUCUCUGAGCAACAGUAACAAACAAAGGAAGUGAUAGGAGGAAAAAAAAAGUCAAUUGACACUUGUAUUCAAGAAGCUGGCAUGAAAGAUUGGAACUUGGGUUUCCCGAAGGAACAAAGAAUUUUCCACAGAAGAAGAAAUCUCUAAGUUUUGAGGGAUUUUUUUUCAGUGUUAGGGAAAGAGAAGGCUUACUGUUUUUCAUUUCAUUUAGUAUUUGUCCUGGGUUACACAAAGACUCUGGUAUCCACCUUCUCUCUUUUCUCCAAAUAUGCCUACUAAUUUAGACUGUGGGGAGGGACUUAAGAUAAGAAGAAUGUAUCCACAAUUGUGAAAAGACUGGAAUGCUGAUGACUCAGACAAUCCAGGUGUGCACACCUGCCACCUCAGGCUACAGAGCUGGAUGUUUCUUUGUCCUCACACAAAGGA
Molecule: messenger RNA, 1904 nt
Organism: Chiroxiphia lanceolata (lance-tailed manakin)
Lineage: Eukaryota; Metazoa; Chordata; Aves; Passeriformes; Pipridae
Gene: HHLA2
Product: HERV-H LTR-associating 2
Exons: 9
Coding region: 367-1512 (381 amino acids)
Biological process (GO): immune response; T cell costimulation; cell surface receptor signaling pathway
Cellular component (GO): external side of plasma membrane
Source: RefSeq, a predicted model, not a curated record